Molecule: messenger RNA, 2655 nt
Organism: Letharia columbiana
Lineage: Eukaryota; Fungi; Ascomycota; Lecanoromycetes; Lecanorales; Parmeliaceae
Exons: 2
Coding region: 1-2655 (884 amino acids)
Source: RefSeq, a predicted model, not a curated record
AUGCCUCCCCACCAUCUGAUUUUGGUAUUCUUGUGCAUUGUCGGCCUACCGACUGUCUUGACAUUCUUUUCCCUCCUACAUUCAAAUCCAAGGGGCCAGAUAGCAACAGAAUCAACCUCCGACACGCCAAAAAGUGGCCUCCGCGCUCUGUUCUCCUUCCACACGCCGUCUACUCUCUUCCCGCCUUCAGCCAUCAUCAGCCUCACAGACGACAACUCAACAUUCUUCCUUGCUCGACCUGCCGAUUUUGGCCCUUCUCUUUCAGGAAAUGGCCUGAGUGGGCAGCUUUGGAUCGGCAGCGGUUUUGGUGAUGAUAAUUUAGGAAGAGGAGGCCCUGGCGCAGGCGCAGAAGGCGAGCUUGGGUGCAGCGAUGUACCCGGCUGGGAAGGCGGCAUUCAGCAGCAUCGUAGAGAUACCAGCGCCGACCAGACCUCUGUUGCUCACAGUGGCGACGAGGCCAAUGCUGCUCAGCAGAAGAAUGGUGGGGGUUCACCACUCGAAGUAGUAUCCGACGAUGCCGAAGAGCCUUCUGAGGCUGACGGCACUGACGACCACCUACACCACCCUCUCCCUUCAUCACCCGUCUCGAAGCCUUCGGGGCCCGGACGACCUGCUCAGCACCAGGCGGCUCAAGUGGGGCAACCUUCUACACAUGCAGAUAUACAGUCGCUGCAGGAAAGUGCUGAGAUAUCCGGAAAGAUUGUAUUGCUGAGUCGCGGCGGCUGUGGUUUUUUGGAAAAAGUCAAAUGGGCACAGCGGCGAGGUGGCAGCGCUCUCAUUGUGGGUGACCAUACCCGCGGUGGCGCACUUGUCACAAUGUACGCACGAGGAGACACAUCCAAUGUCACGAUUCCGUCGCUGUUCACGUCACAUACUACUGCUCAUCUGCUUUCAUCCCUCAUUCCUCCUGAGAGCCCUGUGGAUGAGUCUGAAUCAGAGGACACAAUAACUGGACCAGGAUCCAGUGCUGGUGCUAAGAAGGAGGGUUCAAAGACUAGAGCUGACGUUGACGGACCUACCUUCACACCUGCGUCCGGUCCAAAGUCGACCUCAACACCGUCGAGAUCUUCUAAGGGAAAGAAUGCGAAGUCUUCGGGAAAAAACGGAAAAUUGCAGCCAAAGGAAAAGCCGAGCUGGCUAAGAUCCCUCGCGUCUAGUCUGGGAAUGGGUAGGGAGAAUUAUGCUCCUGGAACGCUGGAGGACAGUCGGCGACCGCCAAGCAGUGGCCGCCUCGACUGGUUUAGUGAGAAACUGACUGACGAAUCACCCAAAGAAAAAGCGACGAACUCAAAAGAAAAGAAUGGGAAAGCUAAAGGCCAAAGCAAAAGCGAGCCAUUCGGAAAAGUCACCAAAGAUACCAAGAAGUAUUCUUCACAUCCCGGUUCUAGCGAUGAUUUUGUUAUUGGCGUUCAGGAUUGGCGCGACCCAGAUCUUGUAGCAGCGAAGCCUUCCGCCAAAACGAAGAGCACUACGACCACUCGAGCUUCUGCAGCAACUCCCGUGCCAUCGAAAGGAUCUGGGAAGGCGGGUGAUUCAGCCGAUGAGAAGCCAGGAAGCGCCCUAACAGGUGGCAGCAUCACGCCAGGUAGUGGACAAUACAACAAGCCAGGAAACAAGGCCGGAACUAGUGAUCAAUCCCAGAAAGCUGCAGCGAAAGACGAGAGCAAGAAAAUUGCCACCGGUUUGAAGAACCAAGCUGCAGCACAGGAAGCCAGUGUCAGCCAGCUUGACGCCGAGUCGGAUGAGGAACAUGAAGGACUGUGGGUCACUCUAACCCCAACGACUAUGUCUACAAGCCCUUUUUUCGAUACGCUGCUCGUUCUAGUAGUAAGCCCACUAGUCACUUUGACAGUUGUCUACGCUCUCCUGCUAUUGCGUUCAAGGAUCCGUCGACGGAGAUGGCGAGCGCCGAAAUCUGUGGUCGAUCGUCUUCCAAUACGGACAUACCAUACCAUGUCCUGCACUUCUACCACUUCGUCGACGCGGUUUGCUUCGCCUCAAAGCUCUUCGCCGACCUCUCCUCUCCUCCAGACGUGUCCUCGGACUGUCACAGCUCGUUCGAGACCACGUUCAGCGACGGCAUCGGGUAUUGGGGACGCUGUCUCUGCGUCUCUGGAACGAGCUAGUGCAAAGGUAUCCACAGCGCAGCUGGAGAAAGGCGCCAGUCUGAUUAAGCCUCACAAGAAAUACAAUGGCAAGCAAGUCGAGUGUGUGGUCUGUCUUGAGGAAUAUGUGGAUGGUGAAAGCAGAGUGAUGAGCCUACCGUGUGGCCAUGAGUUUCACGCCGAGUGCAUAACGCCUUGGCUUGUCACUCGCCGCCGAACGUGCCCUAUCUGCAAAGGGGACGUCGUUCGCUCGAUGACCAAUCCACCCUCGAGCACUACCACAUCUGCCGCUCACACACCAUACCACGACAAUGUCGAAGACGUCCAGGCACAGGCUGCUGAGACUACCAACGAAUCGCCUUCAGCCGCAAUUCCAAUCCCUCGUGAUACUGACCUGGAGCGCGGUGAUGAUAUGGCAGCUACUCUCGUCAACGACCAACCCGAAGCCUCGACCUCGAGGAGCAGCUGGAGGGGUCUCACAUCGCUUAGUCUAUCUGCGUUCAGCGGAGAGGCAGGGAGGAGACAACCGCAAGCCAACCGAGAUAGAUGA